This is a messenger RNA of Nycticebus coucang (slow loris), 6983 nucleotides long. It is a transcript of the gene SRGAP2, whose product is annotated as SLIT-ROBO Rho GTPase activating protein 2. The coding region runs from base 674 to 3889 and encodes 1071 amino acids. The record is from RefSeq and is a predicted model, not a curated record. Gene Ontology annotation, cellular component: cytoplasm. The transcript has 23 exons. Gene Ontology annotation, molecular function: protein binding. Lineage: Eukaryota; Metazoa; Chordata; Mammalia; Primates; Lorisidae. Gene Ontology annotation, biological process: signal transduction; negative regulation of cell migration.
CGGGGUCCUGCGGAGUUGGCCGAGGCUCCUGUGGGACUGGAGGACUGAUCUGCGUAGAAGAGGGUGGCAGGGAAGAGAGAAGAGAGCUCUGAGUGAGAAGCGGAGCCGGGGGCCUGGGACCCGUCGCGUCACAGCAGGCAAGUGAACCGGAGCAAACGACUUCCGAUCCAGUCUACGCGGCUGCGGCUCCCGUUUGGGAUUUGAUUUGCAGCAUCUUGUAGUCUCUACGACAAAAAAACCGCGAAGCACGCCCAGCGGUUCCCCGGCACCCCUAUACGCACCCACUCCCUCGCGGGGAUACAGCUGGGCGCGUCCACACCUCCACACCCCCACACCAUGUUGUGCGGAAGGACUUCCACUCCCCGCUUGUGUCGUUGAUGUCAGACCCCAGGCCAGCCUCCGGGCGCUGCAGUUCUCCUGGCUAAUGCUGAGGCUGCGGCUCCUGCUCUAGCACAGGAACCAGCCACUGCCGCACCCGGCCCCACCGUCUGCAUGUGCCGGUCGUAGCCGCUUGCCCAUCCCGCAGCCCGCGCUCCACGGAGCGCUGGAGACCACCGCGGGGGGCCCCUUCUGCCCUCGGGAGAAGCGGUCUUGGAGGUAUUGAUUUUGGUGGUUGGAUUUUUCCCGUGGAUCUAUCAAUUCACAAUUCGAAUUUGGAAGAAAGAAGGAAAACAUGACGUCUCCAGCCAAAUUCAAAAAGGAUAAGGAGAUCAUAGCAGAGUACGAUACUCAGGUCAAAGAGAUCCGUGCUCAGCUCACAGAGCAGAUGAAAUGCCUGGACCAGCAGUGUGAGCUCCGUGUGCAGCUGUUACAGGACCUCCAGGACUUCUUCAGAAAGAAGGCUGAGAUUGAGAUGGACUAUUCCCGCAACCUGGAGAAGCUGGCCGAGCGCUUCCUGGCCAAGACGCGCAGCACCAAGGACCAGCAAUUCAAGAAGGAUCAGAAUGUUCUCUCGCCAGUCAACUGCUGGAAUCUCCUCUUAAACCAGGUGAAGCGGGAGAGCAGGGACCAUACCACCCUGAGUGACAUCUACUUGAAUAACAUUAUUCCUCGAUUUGUCCAAGUCAGUGAGGACUCAGGAAGACUCUUUAAAAAGAGUAAAGAAGUCGGCCAGCAGCUCCAAGAUGAUUUGAUGAAGGUCCUGAACGAGCUCUAUUCGGUCAUGAAGACAUAUCACAUGUAUAAUGCCGACAGCAUCAGUGCUCAGAGCAAACUAAAGGAGGCAGAGAAGCAGGAGGAGAAGCAAAUUGGUAAAUCGGUAAAGCAGGAAGACCGGCAGACCCCACGCUCCCCUGACUCCACAGCCAACGUUCGCAUUGAGGAGAAACAUGUGCGGAGGAGCUCAGUGAAGAAGAUCGAGAAGAUGAAGGAGAAGCGCCAAGCCAAGUACACAGAGAAUAAACUGAAGGCCAUUAAAGCCCGGAACGAGUACUUGCUGGCUUUGGAGGCAACCAAUGCAUCUGUCUUCAAGUACUACAUCCAUGACCUGUCUGACCUUAUUGAUCAGUGUUGUGAUUUAGGCUACCAUGCUAGCCUGAACCGGGCUCUACGCACCUUCCUCUCUGCUGAGUUAAAUCUGGAACAGUCAAAGCAUGAAGGUCUGGAUGCCAUUGAGAAUGCAGUGGAAAACCUGGAUGCUACCAGUGACAAGCAGCGCCUCAUGGAGAUGUACAACAAUGUCUUCUGCCCCCCUAUGAAGUUUGAGUUCCAGCCCCACAUGGGCGACAUGGCUUCCCAGCUCUGUGCCCAGCAGCCGGUCCAGAGUGAGCUGGUGCAGAGAUGCCAACAACUGCAGUCUCGCUUAUCCACUCUAAAGAUUGAGAACGAAGAGGUAAAGAAGACAAUGGAGGCCACUCUGCAGACCAUCCAGGACAUUGUGACUGUUGAGGAUUUUGAUGUGUCUGACUGUUUCCAGUACAGCAACUCCAUGGAGUCUGUCAAGUCCACAGUCUCAGAAACCUUCAUGAGCAAACCUAGCAUUGCUAAGAGGAGAGCCAACCAGCAGGAGACAGAACAGUUUUAUUUCACGAAAAUGAAGGAGUACCUGGAGGGCAGGAACCUCAUCACCAAAUUACAAGCCAAGCACGACCUUCUGCAGAAAACCCUAGGAGAAAGUCAGCGGACAGAUUGCAGUCUAGCCAGGCGUAGCUCAACUGUAAGGAAACAGGACUCUAGCCAAGCAAUUCCUUUGGUGGUGGAAAGCUGUAUCCGGUUUAUCAGCAGACAUGGACUACAACAUGAAGGAAUUUUCCGGGUGUCAGGAUCCCAGGUGGAAGUGAAUGACAUCAAAAAUGCCUUUGAGAGAGGAGAGGACCCCCUGGCUGGGGACCAGAACGACCACGACAUGGAUUCCAUAGCUGGUGUCCUGAAACUUUAUUUCCGGGGGCUAGAACACCCUCUCUUCCCCAAGGACAUCUUUCAUGACCUGAUGGCCUGCGUUACGAUGGACAACCUACAGGAGAGAGCUCUGCACAUCCGGAAAGUCCUCCUGGUCCUGCCCAAAACCACUCUGAUUAUCAUGAGAUACCUCUUUGCCUUUCUCAAUCAUUUAUCACAGUUCAGUGAAGAGAACAUGAUGGACCCCUACAACCUCGCCAUCUGCUUCGGGCCCUCACUGAUGUCAGUGCCGGAGGGCCACGACCAGGUGUCCUGCCAAGCCCACGUGAAUGAGCUGAUCAAAACCAUCAUCAUCCAGCAUGAGAACAUCUUCCCAAGCCCCAGGGAGCUGGAGGGCCCUGUCUACAGCAGAGGAGGAAGCAUGGAGGAUUACUGCGAUAGUCCUCAUGGAGAGACUACCUUGGCUGAAGACUCAACCCAGGAUGUGACCACAGAGCACCACACAAGUGAUGAUGAAUGUGAGCCCAUUGAGGCCAUCGCCAAGUUUGACUAUGUGGGCCGGACAGCCCGAGAGCUGUCCUUCAAGAAGGGGGCGUCCCUGCUGCUUUACCAGCGGGCUUCCGACGACUGGUGGGAAGGCCGGCACAAUGGCAUUGACGGACUCAUCCCCCAUCAGUACAUCAUGGUCCAAGACACCGAGGACGGUGUCGUGGAGAGGUCCAGCCCCAAGUCUGAGAUUGAGGUCAUUUCUGAGCCACCUGAAGAAAAGGUGACAGCCAGAGCGGGGGCCAGCUGUCCCAGUGGGGGUCAUGUAGCCGAUAUUUAUCUUGCAAACAUCAACAAGCAAAGGAAGCGUCCAGAAUCUGGAAGCAUCCGGAAAACAUUUCGGAGUGACAGCCAUGUGUUGAGUGGUUCCCUGACUGAUUCCUCCUCCCCAGGGGUGGGGGCUAGCUGCCGCCCAUCCUCACAACCCAUCUUGAGCCAGAGUCUUCCCAAGGAAGGGCCAGAAAAGUGUCCCAUCGGUGGGCAUGGGAGCCUCAACUCCAUCAGCCGCCAUUCAUCCCUGAAGAAUCGGCUGGAUAGUCCACAGAUCCGGAAGACAGCCACAGCAGGAAGAUCAAAAAGCUUCAAUAACCAUCGGCCCAUGGACCCUGAGGUCAUUGCACAGGAUAUUGAGACAACAAUGAACUCAGCCCUGAAUGAGCUGCGGGAACUAGAGCGGCAGAGCAGCGUCAAGCACACCCCUGAUGUGGUUCUGGACACCUUGGAGCCCCUCAAAACCUCCCCGGUGGUGGCCCCCACAUCAGAGCCCUCCAGCCCCCUGCACACUCAGCUUCUCAAGGACCCAGAGCCAGCCUUUCAGCGCAGCGCCAGUACUGCUGGGGACAUCGCCUGCGCCUUCCGGCCUGUCAAGUCUGUCAAGAUGGCUGCCCCAGUCAAACCACCAGCCACACGGCCCAAGCCCACUGUCUUCCCCAAAACAAAUGCCACUAGCCCUGGUGUCAACUCAUCAGCCUCCCCACAGUCUACUGACAAGUCUUGUACUGUCUGAGGCAUAUAAUUUAAUUCUAGACAGGGGGACUGACUGAUAUUAAAAUCUUCCUAUUUAACUAGCUUGGGGACUUCAGUUGAAAAUUAGAUUCUAAGUUCUUGCAGGAAUUAGCCUCCCCAUUACCUAAAACCUUGAGAAUGAAGCCCUCAUUGUCUCCUUCCACUUCCCUUCCCACUGCCCUGUUUCCCCCAGUCAUCGUAAUCCAGUCAGCUGCAGUCCAUGCUGUUCUUAGGUUAGCCAGAGACAGAGUUUUUCAUUAUCAAGUCACUGUGAAAUCUGGCAAGGCACGUCGACAGGACAUGAGCACAAGACUCAGUCCCUUCAGACCAUGGGGAUGCCUUGACCAGAUAGUUGGCUACUGCCAUCUAGCUCUCAGUGGCAUCUUGUUUUGGGUACUGAUUAUAGAGAAUCAUAUAUAGUCCAUUCUUCAUUUUACACACACACACACACACACAUACACACAUCUUUUCUAUCUCUGGCAUGUGUAGCCUCUCCUGUUCAUAGACCAGUCUCUUUGUAAGUUAUUGUGACAAUUCACACAGGAGCCACCAGGGGUCUCCAUUUCCAUUACAAACUUUGUUCCCUCUGGGCCAGAGAUCCUGGCCUUUGAAAUCUCUCCAUCACAUGAGAUUUCACAGGAUGGAGCAAUCCUGUAACCUGUCUGGGGCUGGGGGCUUUCUCUCUGUUUUCUUUCUGUUGGUGUGAACUGGUCAUUGGUGUCUGCUCUUGCUCUCCUCCGUCCUCUAGAAGUACACUCCAAUCUUAUUAAGGAACGUUUAAAGUUUUUCUGAAUGUAUAGAUGCUUCCCAGGUUCCUAUAUUUGUCCCUGGUGGACCAUUUCCCAUUUAAGACAUUUUCCUGCAUAAGACGGUUUUAUAGCUGGUUCCUUUUAGGGUAAAGAGUCGUUAAGAGAGUUUUAUUGUGUUGAUGGCAGGUUUGAAAAAGGUAAGAAAUGGGUCCUUCUUCCUACUUUUGUUUUUGACACUCAAAACAUUAAAUUCAUUUUUCUAUUAAAAAAUUCAGCUUUGCUAACCCCCAAAUUGUUCCAAAAUGAAAAUGUAUUUUAAGUGGGCGCCUGUAGUCCCAGCUGCUCGGGAGGCUGAGGCAAGAGAAUCGCGUAAGCCCAAGAGUUAGAGGUUGCUGUGAGCCAUGUGACGCCACGGCACUCUACCGGAGGGCGGUACAGUGAGACUCUGUCUCUACAAAAAAAAAAAAAAGAAAAUGUAUUUUAAGUUCACCUCUUAUUUUAGUUAUUUUAUAAGGUCUCUCUUCCGGGACCAAUAGGGGCUUAGAGAGCCCUAGUUAGAAUAAAGAGAGACACUGUCCCUUAAAAUUAGUUUUAAUUUAUCCAAACAAAGAUAACUAAGGGUACUUUGACCUCACAAGCUCUAAAUCCUUCCCAAAGCCAGAAUCUAAAGAAAAUUUAAAAUUGGAUGCUGAAUAUUUUGGCCCUCCUUUGGCCUUUUUCCCUGAUUCCCCUCCAAAAUGCAAAGAUGUUUGCUCCAAUUCUGUCUCUAAACCUGGUGCCCAUGUUCCCGGUUCCCCUAAAACAUCAUGCUACCUGGGAGUACCAGGACUGGAGGUGUUCAUGUCUCCAUAGGUCUCAGGCAGCAACUGGAGUUAAAGCUGAAACUCCUCUUUGUUUUCUGCUUUUAAAGCUAUGCUUUUGUUUUAGCCUUUAUCUUCUGUAGUGCAGGAGAGGUGGUGGGUUGCUAUGCAGGUAGGAAAAUCUGUCUUAUCUUUCCACCUAGAAGAGAUCCUUUUUGGACCAACAUGUGAAGUUGGUAGUUGGAUCUAUAGAAAGUGGUAAGGUUUUUCCUCAUUCUGUGUGAAGGGAAAGGAAGCUUUGUGGGAAGCCGCUACUGAACAAGCCAACCUGCGGCACCAAAUAAACCAUUCCAAGAGCUAGAAGGGAGAACCAAAGAAGCCCUUCAGUAAAGUGUGUCAGCCUACCACAGGCACCUUAUGAGCCUUUGGAUCCUAGGCCUUUGUCACUCAGUUUACUGGUCUGUCACCUGGGCUUACACAGGUCCUGAGCCAACUGGGGGCUUUCAUACCCAAGGAUCUAUUUCCUUGCUGGAAAUGAAGCCCCACCCUUUACUUCACAUUCCUUCUAAUCCAACUAAUCAAAAUUGAUACCCACACCUGCCCUGUCCCCCUCUCUCCAGCACAUUCCCCUCUAAGAAAGUAAAAGCAAAGCUUCCUUAAUGACAAUGCUUUGGGCCUAUUCUGUUGCUCCUGCCUUAUUUCUCUUUCAACCCUGUACAUGACUUGUGUUCACCAUCCCCUUGGUCAGUGUCCAUCUGCUGCUGAUUUGCAUCAUGAACUGAACAGUGUGUGAGUGGUCACCUACUAACCCAACCCUGGGCGCAGAGCUGUCUUCCCCAUUUCUGGUGCUCCUGAUACCUGUGAGAUGGUCCUAUUGAGAGGACUAGGAACCAAUAGGAGAAGAGUCCUUCUCGGUGGAGCUCACUGCAGUCAACUGGAAUUGAGGUUGCACACUGUGAUUUUACACCGAAGAGCCAAAAGGAGCUGGCCACCCAGGGCCUAGGGAGACCAGUCUUCCUCAGAUAUGCUUGUCGAAACCAGCAUGAUGCUUCAAAGAGCCCUGCUCUGCCUCUGUGGCACGGAUCCUUUUCCUAAUGUGGACUCUGAAGGGUCAGUCUUUGAGAAAGAGGUGGAAUGGGGCUGCUAGCAUCCCAAUUUGGAAAAGGAGAGGAGUUUGUAGCCAGCAACCUGUAAACUGGAAACACUGGUCUCUGCCAACCUCCUCAGGGCGCCCUGGUUUCUCCCCAAGCAGAUGAGGAGUGACGACGCCAGCAUCAGGAUGAACAGAGCACUGGAAGGGCUGGUGUGUAUGUGCUUCACGUGCAGAAGAGAAGUUUCAUCUUCCAGGGAAUUGCAAUGUUGUGGCGUCUGACUUGUAUGUCACAUUUGUGUAAAAUGGUAUAUUCUUUAAAAUAGUGUUGAUAACUGGAAUAUUGUAUGUAUGCUUGGAGAUGCUUUGUGUGAACCUAAGACUGUCACUCAACAGAUGUUGGAUUGGGGAAAAUCCAAAGCACAACUUCAAAAUAAAAUACAUUUUUAGGUUUCA